This is a messenger RNA of Penicillium pulvis, 1473 nucleotides long. RefSeq names its product sulfatase family protein. Bases 1 to 1473 code for a protein of 490 amino acids. NCBI's taxonomy places the organism in Eukaryota, Fungi, Ascomycota, Eurotiomycetes, Eurotiales, Aspergillaceae. The record is from RefSeq and is a predicted model, not a curated record. Gene Ontology annotation, molecular function: arylsulfatase activity. The transcript has a single exon.
AUGAAUGGACACAAGAAUGUGCUUCUGCUAAUAGCAGAUGACCUCGGAAAACAACUGAGCUGCUACGGUGCAAAAAGUAUCCUUACACCUAAUAUUGAUCGGCUUGCGGGUGAGGCCACUCAGUUUGAUUAUGCAUUUGCAAGUACUGCCUCGUGUAGUGGAAGUCGCUCUGUCAUAUAUACCGGUCUUCAUACUCAUCAAAAUGGACAAUAUGGACUCGCCAGUCAUCGGCAUCAUUUCGUCACAUUUGAUCACGUCGAAACUCUGCCACAUUUAUUGAACCAGACUGGUCACCAGACGGGGGUUUUGGGCAAGAUUCAUGUUGGACCAUCGAAUGUUUACCCUUGGAAAGUGACAAAGGAAAGCACCACCCGUGAUGUUGCAUUGAUUGCCGACCAGGCCAGGUCUUUCCUCCUUGAUGUCAAGCAGAGUCAACAGCCUUUCAGUCUGACGGUUGGGUUCCACGAUCCCCAUCGUGAUCAAACACGGGGUGGAUUUGGCAAUGAUGCGGAAUACGAUUCUCGGAUCACUAAAGGAAACUAUAUUGCGGAAAACGUCGAAGUUCCAUCAUUCAUUACCGAUUCCAAUGGAGCUCGCUCGGAAUUGGCUGAGUAUUAUAACUCGAUACAUCGCCUCGAUCAAGGCGUGGGAAUGAUCUUGGAUGCGUUGGAUGGUUCUGGUCUAGCUCAGUCCACUCUCGUCAUUUUCGUCAGCGACAACGGCCCGCCGUUCAUCAAUUCCAAGACCACGCUGUUUGAUGCUGGAGUCCGACUUCCCUUGAUUAUUAGGAGUCCAGGGUCUUCAUCAACUGUCAGUACAAAUAUGGUAUCGUAUAUCGAUAUUCUUCCCACCAUCUUAGAUUUUGUCAAUCACCCAGGAGUGAAAGACCCCGCAGGCAAGCGUCUCGGACGUUCACUUCUUCCUCUGCUUGGAAAUUCAGCCGAGUUGCCAGAAUUUGAUCAUGUCUUUGGUUCUCACACAUUUCACGAAGUAACAAACUAUUGGCCAACACGUUUUAUCCGAGACCGACAAUAUAAGUACCACCGGAAUUUAGCUUGGCGUCUGGACUUCCCAUUUGCGGCUGACUUGUACGGGUCACUUUCAUGGGAAGAUAUCCGAAAUUCAACGGAAAAGGAGAUCAUGAUCGGUGGCCGAAGACUGAAAGAUUAUUUCUUUCGCGCGCCUGAGGAGCUGUAUGAUUUGGAAAAUGACCCAGAUGAGGUGAAAAACUUGGUGAAGGAGCCUGAGUAUGCAGAGAUAUCAGAUAGUCUGAGAUCGAGGCUGGAGAAAUGGCAACGUCGAACCGAGGACCCUUGGCUGUAUCGAGAUGGGGUAUCAUUAUGGUUCAUACGAAAUCACAUAAAAAAUGGGUUAAAGGUCCCCGAUAGGUUGGACUUUGAUCAGAAUGAACCAGGAAACAAACAGAGUGGAUUCGUUAAGGAAACACGUUGGGGGGAGGAUGUUCAAGAAUAA